AGAAAAGCCAGCAGCCAAAAAAAAAACCAUCUAAACAAAGACAACAACACAAAAAAGAGAAGAAGAAGAGCUUUCUCUCUCUAAAAAAAAACUAAUUUUCUCUCUCUAGAACUCUUUGGCUUUAAAAAAAGUAAUAGGUUGUGGUUUCCCUUUUUCCUCUUGUUUUUUUCUCUCUCUAUAUCGCGUUUUUGUGUUUCUCUCUCUAAAACUCAAAUCUUUCUCUCGAUCUCCAAAACUGGCAACCAUGAGUGAUGAAGGAGAAAGGACCUGCCCACUCUGCGCUGAGGAGAUGGACUUGACUGAUCAACAAUUGAAGCCUUGCAAAUGUGGUUACGAGAUAUGUGUUUGGUGCUGGCAUCAAGUCUUGGAAAUGGCAGCAAAAGAAGAGACAGAUGGGCGGUGCCCAGCAUGUAGGAACCCUUACGACAAGGAGAAGAUAGUAGGGAUGGCUGCAAACGCUGAGAGAAUGGCUGAAUUUCAUACGGAGCGAAAGAAAUCACAGAAGGCAAAAACAAAGUCAUCUGAAGGAAGGAAGCAGCUCAGCAGUGUUCGGGUGAUUCAACGUAACCUUGUGUACAUAGUUGGGCUACCUCUUAACCUGGCAGAUGAAGAUUCUUUUGUGAAUGUUGAGCAGCUUCUUCAACACAGAGAGUACUUUGGGCAAUAUGGGAAGGUUUUAAAAGUGUCUAUGUCUCGGACGACACAGGGUGUCAUUCAACAGUUCCCAAAUAAUACUUGUAGUGUAUAUAUAACUUACUCAAAAGAGGAAGAAGCAAUUCGUUGUAUUCAGUCUGUACAUGGAUUUAUCUUGGAUGGUCGAUCUUUAAAGGCUUGCUUUGGGACCACAAAGUAUUGUCAUGCAUGGCUGAGAAAUGUGCCCUGCACAAAUCCAGAUUGUCUAUACUUGCAUGAGAUUGGUUCACAUGAAGAUAGCUUCACAAAAGAUGAGAUUGUGUCUGCAUUCACUAGGAGUAGAGUGCAACAAAUUACCGGUACAAAUACAUCAAAUAAUAUGCUCCGGCGUUCGGGUAGUAUGCUGCCUCCACCCCUGGAUGAUUUCAGCUGCAAUACCUCUGCUUCUGCACCAAAACCCAUAGUGAAAAAUACAUCAAAUAAUCCAGUGACUACAUCUAAAAGCUCACCUCCGAAUGGAAGCUCUGGCAGAUCUAUUGCACUUCCUGCAGCAGCCUCAUGGGGGGCACGUGCUACUAGUCAGCCUCAAGCUGCCAAUUCUACAUCUUUAAAUGGAACAACCAAACCUAUAUCAGACAUACUUAAUGGCUCCCUAGCAUUCUCAUCAGUAGUUACAAAUGCAACCCAGGCUUCUAUAUUGCAUAGUGAUGUUGGUAAAAGGACAACCUGGCAUGACGAUGGACAAAGUAUUAACGGUAAAUUGAAAUUAGAUCCUUCAAAACCAGAGAAACCAAAUGCCGGUAUAGAUAUCCAAGCCAAUGUACUAGAGAAACCAGUUGCAAACCUUGAUACUGCUGAUUUGACCUUGAGUAAUCAGUCUUCCAGUCUGCCAACAUUUAAGCAUGAUGACUCGGGCUCUGGUUUUGUGUCAAAUGGUUCAGGCUGUUCUGUGCAUAAUUCUUCAUCUACCGCAAAUGGGGGAGUUGCUUCUCCUGAUAAUGCAUCAAUAAAGAUUGAUUAUAAUGUAAGAAGCGAAACUUCUGGCUUAUGUAGAACUAGUAGCUCACUUACAGAUAAUAUUGCUGUAAAAUUGCCUGAAAGUCGAGGGUUACAACAAUCAUGUGCGGACCAGUAUAGUGAACCGUCACUUUCACCAGCAACCGAGAAACAUUCUGCUCCUAGUGAUCUUUCUGAUUGGAAUACAGAUUCACAAAUACAAACGGCUUCAAACACUGUUUCAGAAGUAGAGGAAGAUAUAAUAUCAUUCGAUAAUCAGAGACUUAAAGAUCCAGAAGUUGUAAGCCGUACUGCUUAUAUGCCAUAUUCAGCCAAUUCAUUUCGUGUUUCAAAUUGUUCUAGGCCUCACACCCUCCAACAUAAUGAGCCUUUCGGUGCUGUAAAUUUAAAUGCUGAUCGUCCUUAUGUAGAUAAUAGGGUUAGCGACCAAGCACUUCGUGCAUCUAAUAGUGCUGUGAUAGCAAAUGGAUACCAUGAUAAAUUGAUCAGCAUUUCUGCUGGGUUGGAUAGAAACACAGAGCAAUAUCGUCUCCCAAAUGAAGUAGAAAAUAAGCACAUGGGGAUGUUACAGGGUGAUGCUACUGCUUUAGAUGCAGGCGAGGACAGCAUAAUUUCGAAUAUUUUGUCAUUGGAUCUGGAUUCAUGGGAUGACCCGUUAACAUCACCACAGCAUUUGGCGAAAUUGCUUGGUGAAACUGACAAACAACCUAGUUCUCACAAAAUGUCAAGUUCCUGGAAAGUUCAAAAUAAUCAUCAGUCAAGAUUUUCUUUUGCAAGACAGGAGGAAUCGAGAAAUCAUGGAGUUGAUGCUGAUACGUCUUUCAGUGUUUUUGGGCAGAUGCAAAAGAACCUUUCAUUUGGCCAGGAUAUUGCAGAAAACAGACUUUCAUAUAUGGAUAAGUUUGACACUGGAAAUGGUUUCUCUUCCAGUAAUUUUGGUGAAUCUGAACUUUUUGGAAAUGCUCCUUCAGUUUUCUCUUCUAAUAAGCCUUCUGCAGUAUCAGUUCCUAGAUCUCAAAUUUCUGCACCGCCUGGAUUCUCAGUUCCUAGCAGAGCUCCACCACCUGGAUUUUCUUCUCAUGAGAGGAUGGACCAGUAUUUUGAUGGUAUAUCUGGGAGUCAUCUGCUUGACUCCUCUUCGUUGCUGAGAAGUACAUAUCAGGCACCCCCAACUGGAAAUAUUAGUCCUAAUGGGGAUAUUGAAUUCAUGGAUCCUGCAAUUUUGGCAGUUGGUAAAGGGAGACUUCAAGCUGGGCUUAACAAUCAGGGUUUAGAUAUUAGAUCCAGUUUCCCUCAGCAAUUAAGUGCUUUUGAGAAUGAUCCAAGACUUCAGCUGUUGAUGCAAAGAUCUUUUUCACCACACCAGAACUUCAGAUAUAAUGACCUCGGGGAUAACUUGUCCUCUCUUACUGAUUCUUAUGGCAUUUCUUCAAGGUUUGUGGACCAAUCACAAAUGAACAGUCUGUCUCCGUUUAUGCAAGUACCCCUUCAGCAUUCUAGGAAUGGGAUUAUGUCAAAUGCACACCUCUCAAAUGAGCACAUUUCAAGUGGGCACAUGUCUGGUGGGCACAUGUCGAGCGGGCACCUGUCGAACGGGCACCUGUCGAGUGGGCACAUGUCGAACGGACACCUGUCAAGUGGGCACAUGUCGAACGGACACCUGUCGAGUGGGCACAUGUCGGGUGGCCACAUGUCGAGUGGGCACAUGUCGAAUGGACAUUGGGAUGGCUGGAAUGAAGUCCAGGGUGUAAAUAAUCUGGGUGUAGCAGAACUACUUCGGAAUGAGAGACUGGGAUUGAACAAGUUCUUUGGUGCUGGGUAUGAAGAUUCAAAAUAUCGGAUGCCAAAUUCAGGAGACUUAUAUAACAGAACGUUUGAUAUGUAAACACUGUUGUCAUGGGGUGACAGAUUUGAAUACGCAAGCUAUUGUAAACGGAGAAGCAUAAAUGAUUUGAAAUGUGGUGUGGUCUUGUACUGAAGGAUCGGACUGAUACUUGACUGGUCUCUGGUAACUUUGGGCAGCCUGAUGAAGGAUAAAGCUCUCGAAAAUCGGGGUCUUGAAGGCGGCAGGUGAAGGAUCUAUAUUUGAUAUGAAGACUGUAUCGUGAGAUGAUGUAUAUUUGUGAAACUGGCAGGUUGGUUGAUUGAUCUUCCAGACAGAUGAGUGUUUGUGUCCUUGUUAAAUGAAAAGAGAAAUUUUUGGUUGCUGUUUUCCCAACUAAAUAGAUCAAAAAGUUAGAUA
Mercurialis annua (annual mercury) is the source of this 3892-nucleotide messenger RNA. RefSeq lists its product as uncharacterized. Gene Ontology annotation, cellular component: CCR4-NOT complex. Gene Ontology annotation, molecular function: RNA binding; ubiquitin-protein transferase activity. The transcript is spliced from 14 exons. Gene Ontology annotation, biological process: protein ubiquitination. The record is from RefSeq and is a predicted model, not a curated record. Bases 245 to 3535 code for a protein of 1096 amino acids. Lineage: Eukaryota; Viridiplantae; Streptophyta; Magnoliopsida; Malpighiales; Euphorbiaceae.